GGCGUGUUCCAAAAUACGGGUCACCAAUUGUGGUCGGAUUGGGAUUACCGAUUGUAGCGUGGCGUCGAGUUGAGAUUAACUAUGAACACCGCUACAAAGAAACACGUGCCAGAUAAAUCAGAAGGCGUAAGAAGCUCGUUCCAAAUGACUCCAUAAAAUCCCCGAGAAGCCAAAUAUCAGAAGGCAAUUAAUGGACCAAGUCGAUGUUUAUUUGCUGGCGAUCUCGUGGCAUCGAAAGGAUACCGAGAUCGCGCCAGGAUACAACCUUGGUUACAGAAGGUAACCGAAUUCGCGCGAAGUUACAAUCGAAGUGUGUAUAUAAGAAUGGAAGCCCAAAAUAGCGAUCAUUAGCACAGUCAAACAAAAGCACAUUAAAACAAACACUGGUACAGUUGGUUAUAAUAAUAAUUGUUUUUAUUAAACCAGUCGUGUUCUCGUGAUAAACGUGAGUCACUACAACUUAAUGGUAAACAAAGGUGUUCAUCAGAUAGUUCCGUUACAAGUUUGUGGUCUUUGUAUAAUUUUUUGUCAUCAAUAAAUAUGUUCCCUCUCGAUUCAGGAAGUUUAAGUUUAUUUUGGAGGAGUAUGGUGAGUGCAGAUGAGUUAUUAUUAAGUUCGACUGUACGUUUUUCCUGUGUGAUUGCUUUUCGUGUACUUAUUACCUCUGUUCGGAAAAAUAUUUCUGUCACCGUUACUGAAGAGGAGAAGUCAUUAAAGCCGUGGAAUCGAGUACAAUGCUUUUGAAGAAGUCUUCGUGUGCCGACCUGUAUAUACAGAUCUUUAGAGAACGUAAGUCUCCAGUAUUCUAAAGGUGAGAUCUUGGUGAUGAUACUUCUGAUGUUAAGAAGAAAUACAUUGGUUAGUAUGUCCGUAUUGUUUGCAGUAAAGAAAGUUCCCCAAUCAAUACUUCUUAGGUAAUUGUGUAAGUCGUUCUAAUCAACCUUGCGAUAGUUUCUAUGAAGUGUUACGGUUUUACGUCUACUGGUUGUGGUUUUUAUAUUAGGCCCACAUAUGACAAUGUUGUGAUUACUACCUGAAAAUGUUUAUCCAAUAUACACAGUAUUGCGAUGAGGCCACUGGUAAAGACUAAGUUCAAGAUAUUUUGAUGGCUGGUGGGGCUACUGACAUACUGAGUCCACUGUCCGAGCUCUGGACAUUGAAUAAAUGAUUCAUAACGUUUCGGCGUCUUGAUUGGGAACCAAGAAAUUAUAGGCAUGUUGAAGUCAAUACAAAUAAGCUUGCCUGUGAAUGGGAAGGAUGAUAACAGUGUGAAUACCUCCGAUAAUACUGCUAUUUCACCUAUUGAUGAGUUGGGUUGACGGUAGACACUGCCGAACAGUAGGGUUACGGAAUUCGAUGGCUUUAAACAAUUCACACCGAAUCCUUUAGUUUGUUUAGCUCAGGCACAUUACAUGAUAUAGAGUUUAGGCUAGGGUGAGCAUAAAUAAGGCAUCCUCCGCCUCGUCCUUUCAUUCCAUCACUUUUGUAUUGAAAAUAGUUAUCAAGAGAUAUACUUAGGUCGGAAAUAUUACUGUUAGUCCAUGCUUCGGAUAUCAUUAUAAGUGAUGGUUGAUAUAAGGAUAAAACAGGGCUAAAUACGUCUUUUUAUUGCAGAUCGACCUAGCGUUGAUAAGACAUAUAUUAAACAAAUGGCCUAAUAAUUCAAAAUUAGUGAGAGUAUUUCGAUUAAAGUUUUCGUAACCCUCGCGGUUGCGAUAUGAGUUUAAAAUGUGUGAUUGGAUAUUCUUCAGAAGCUCAGAAUUUUUAUGGCUAGAGUUAGUGGGAGGUGUAUCAAAUAAGCUAGUGAAGUUUAUUGGGAAGUCUACCUAGGCGGAAAGGGUGGGAGUAAAUCUGAUGGAAACGGUAGGGGAAAGCAAGUUUAUGUUCCGUAUAUGGUUUGAAAUGACAUGGGCUUCAACAAAGCAGUCACAAAAGGUCGUACUCCAAAACAAUUUUGUACAGGCCGACUGUAAAGUGUACGGUUAUUUGCAAAAUAGUCUUGAUGGUUAAGCUCGUAGCCUCUUUUUAUAGCUGUUUACGUUAGUGUGGGCGUGAAGAGGAUCUGCUGCACGUAACUGGAAGGAGUUAUGAAUGUUACUACACAUGUAAUCCGUUUUUAUAUGAUCAGUUGGUACUAAAGGGUGUGGAGAGUUUUAUUUUUUAGAGUGUACGUAGGGUGUGAUGUGAGAAGCCUAUUAUUACCAUUCUGAUUAAUGGUUUUAGGCUUUAGUGGGUGAGUGGAGUGAUCAGUAUUCUGGUAGUUUUUGUUAGUCUAUGUGUAAAAAGCCUUGUCACGCUCAAGCCUACUCCCCGUUUUGCGACUUAGUGGCGUUGACGGUAAGCUAUGUGUUAUCAGCGGGGAGAACCUGUUCACUGUUGUUGAGAUACCUAUAGAGUUCAAUCUUACGUAUUCCCCUAUUCGGUAUCGUGAGUCUUCUCACCCUUUUUUGUCAGGGCCGGAGAGUUUCGUUGUCUUUAUGGGAUGAAUUUAGAUUCAUUCGAGUCAACUUGUGGAAUGUCUUUAGGAGGAAUAAUUUUCAAGUGUAUAAGUUUAGUUGGAAGUGCGUUGUCAAUGGGCUGACAAUUUAUUACUUUAAUGAGCAAACAGCCGAGAUUAGACAUGUCAUUAUGCAUUUUGGUGACAGUUGGAAUCCGUAUCUUAUUCAAAGGGUUCUGAUCAGCAGACUCAUCUAGAUCUACAGAGUGAUACCAUGCUUAUUGUACAUGUGCUUUAAUCUAUUUACUGUGCUGCAAACCGUCUGUAGCUUUUUUUGCUGUAACACUGCCAUGUAAUCCUAUCGCUUAACGUCUUCUUACACGGCGUUAGGUCUGGAGUAACUUUUAUGUUUUCGUAUGGAAUUAUUAAGCUAAUAUUUUUGCUCGGAUCAAUAAACUGGUUUGUUUUUAAGUGUUAACCGGAUUAAUACAAGAAUCAGAGACUAUGAGUAUAUGGUAUAUUUCAGAUUUAUUUCAGACUUAAGUCCGUAAUAAGAAUAAUAUUGACUGGUAAGUGUCCGUCGAAAAUUUUUUCCAGGGUAAAAUGUACCCGAUAUACAAGGCAGGAUGAAAGUCUCCGUAUAAUACACCCUGCAAAAUAAACGAUUCGAAAAAUUUCUAAACCACUUGAAAAACAACUACUACGUAAGAUACUCAAUGUCCAUUGGCCGGAUACAGAAGAACGAAAGAAAAAAUAUCCAGAAAUACGAAAAAUAUCUCACUAUAUGUAAAAAUAAAAAUGAAAAAUGAUGUACAACAUUGCAAAAAGAAAAUCCUGGAUUGUUAUAUGUUGUAACAAAUAAUCACGGGCUAACCACUAAAGAUGCUACAAGUAAUAAAAGUUUGAAAACGCUUUUUCCAGUAACACCUUAAUAGUAAAAGUAUGCCAACCUACUCAAAUCAGAAGGCAGAAAUGAAGGGGGUCGAAGAUAUGUAUGAGAGGCUAUAGGUAUAUAGAGAAGCGCUUGGUCUAAGCUGGCUAGUAGUUGCACGGGAUGCGUAGCAGGGUUUACCCACCCGUGAUCCGAUGCGAAUACAUGUCCGAGAAACACCAGCUAGGGUGUGUCCAGUAAAACUAACGUGGUCGUCAUCAUGUCGAAGACGUAUGGAUCUACUUAUUUUGGGGAUUUAUUUAAUGCUACAGUAUUUGAUUCCACAUAUUUAUAAAGUGUAAAAAUUAAUUUUUAAAUUGUUGAAAUAUAUCUAUAUAUAGGUAGAAGCACUCGGAGCAGGUGACUUUAAUGCCCAGGUAGGUAGCUUAAACCAGACAGAAAGAUAUUUAAGUGGGUAUUUCAGUAUCCCAGUUUAGUGAGGAGAUAAAAGUUACCAUCUACUGCAAUUGUGUUCAGACAAUUGUUUAUUCUUAUCAAGCACUAAUUUUAAACAUAAAGGGAGACAUCGUGUAACAUGACGACCGCCUGCAUCAAACCAAUCAUGAACUCAAAUUAACCAUAUUGCCAUCGGUCAUCGUUGAAGAGGGUCGAUAGAAUAACGUCGCUCGUUCUGGAAUACCUGCUUGGACUCCAAUCGUGCUCUAACACGAACACGCGUUUCCUUGCGACUCACCGGACGCGGAAAAGUCACAUUAAAAAGAUAUAUCAGAGUUGAACUCAGUGACAAGGAAACCAAAAGUAGAUUCUAGGAACAACUGAGGUCACACUUAGGUAGUUCUGAGAACGAGGCUGACCCAGAUUUUGCUUGGAAAUAUAUAUGAACAGCUGUGAAAACAGCAGCGUAAUCUUUUAAUGAUCAUAACUAAAGGGUUUCGAAGUCUAUGGGAUUCUAUUAGGUUUAUUGCACUGAUGGAUUCUCAUACAGUCAUCGCAUUAGGGUCUGAACACGGUUUUUGGAACGGGAAGUUUAGUCCUAACGUGAUUUGUAUUUAUCAAACUUUUGCUGUGUUCUUACGCAACAAAAGUACCAUUUCAGUUCUAAAGAAUCUAUCCUGAGCUAUACGUUCGGUAGAUUACUUUUUUUAGUUUCACCAUAUUUAAUAGUUACCUGUGGUUUUGCCUCAGCUUACUAUUCGUUUUUUGUUUUUCACGUAUAGACUAGUUUCAGUUUAUAUCACUCGUUUUAUCCAUUUUUGUCCGUUUUCAGUGUGCUUUUUGGUGUUUUUUAAAGGUCUUAGGCUUUGCAAGCAUCUAUAACAUAGUUUGCUUCAACAUAGUCAUGAAAAACUCAUGCAAACGUCCAGGAUGCCGUUUUGCUGUUACAACUGGCAUGCAGUGCGACAACUGCAAAGGUUGGUUCCACGAAGCAUGCACAGAUCUGACAGCAACUGCUUACAACAGACUCAGCAAGUCAGACCAAAAGUGGGUAUGUGUCACGUGCAGCACGGACGCUGUAGUCUUGCUGAGUAACAUCAUUGACCUACUGACAGGUCUUCGGAACAAGUUGUCAGUUAACUUGGAUAACGAUUGUAAAACAACCGGUAGACAAACAAGAGCGUGCGACGGAUACAAAAAUAGGGAUGUCGACAGGUAUACCAUCGAUGGAACAUCUAUCAACAGUAAUGAUGACGUGUCGAGGCUCAGCACCAUCAUGACGUCGACGGUUCUAGACUCCCUAAGCAAACUCGGGUCUCCCAGCUCAGGGUCUCUGAACACAACAGUGGUUCCCAAAAACCCUGUAGGUGAUUCGACCCACGUUAAGAGAGCCCAAAAGAACCAGGCAUCACCGCCUAAGCCGAGCAACCCAAGUAUUGCUGUACGGAAAAUAACUGGUGAUUUGGUCGCACAGUCUACCCCCAAGACUGUUCGUCCGGUCAAUAAAGAGCCCAAGACUCAAAAACGCACACUGACUUCCAAACAACAAGUUAUUAAACCUGAACCCACCGCGAAACCUGGUAAAUUAACAACAGUUCGUGACGAUUCUCUCAUUAUCAUGAACCUCGUUGACAAUCCUGACCUUCCUCUCAGUCUGCAGGACAAAAAUGACAGGAUGCUCUGGGGUGAGUUGAACAAGAAGCUCGAACUUCCUAGAAUAGAGCCUUUGACGGUCAUUCGGCUCACUCGAGGAAAGGCUUCUAAGCAUCUAAACCACCCGAGGCUUCUUCGAGUAACACGUAAGAAUGCUACCGACGUAGAGGACGUUUUGCUAGCAAGUCACUUGCUGAAAUCCGAUGGUAACGUAAGAAUAUUGCCCGACAUACCGUACUCUGAGCGCAAUAUCAUACGGAACAUCCCUAAAGAAUCUCGCGAGAAGUUUUUCCGCGGAAGAAACAUAAUUGUGCAAGGUAUACCGAAAAAUGCAGACCCUACUCAAUCAAAUUCUGACAUCAGGGAAUGGAAAUUCAUCAAACAGUCCCUGAGGCUAAAACACAUACUGACUCAGCAUGUAACGAGCUGCAAGCCACCUACAGUAAUCAAGAACCGUACCCUUUGCCUGCUAAGCCGCAAAAGGCACUGUUGAGCGGAAUACAAACGAACUGAUAACGACGGAGCGUAUAGGUAAAAUAAACAAAUAAGGAACAUAUGCACGAAGGCUAUAAGAGAAGACAGGCUUCAGUACCAGACAAAGCUUAUGGACAAAUUUGCCUCUAACUCUAGAAGCCUAUUACGCUAUGCAGCCUCUCUUCGUCAAGCCAAAACAGGAGUUUCUCAACUGCUAGGUAUUAACGGCCCGACCAACAACGAUGGCGAAGCCGCUAACCUUCUGGCGGCACAUUACUCUCAAACAUUUCAACCGGCUGACAUCAACUUUACUGACGACAGUUUCAUCUGCAAUUCCACAGGACUUCCCGAAGUAGACCUAAGCGCUGACUUGGUGUUCCGCAAAUCGCAGCACUUAAGACUAGAUACUUCUCCUGGCCCGGAUAUGGUUCAUCCUGCCAUACUGAGGGAGGCAGCCUCAAUCCUGGCAACGCCGCUUGGAGUGAUGUUUUCACACUCGCUAAGUCGAGGCAAAUUACCGGAAAAUUGGAAGUUGGCUCACAUCACACCA
Schistosoma haematobium is the source of this 6441-nucleotide messenger RNA. RefSeq lists its product as uncharacterized. Lineage: Eukaryota; Metazoa; Platyhelminthes; Trematoda; Strigeidida; Schistosomatidae. The transcript has a single exon. The record is from RefSeq and is a predicted model, not a curated record. Bases 4669 to 5910 code for a protein of 413 amino acids.